AGGGAAGCCGGGGGGAGGCAGGGAGAGGCCAGCCGUAAAGUGAAUCCACCGCAGCUGUCCUAGGUCUCCUGCUAUCCCAAAGCCAAGGUUGUUCCCAGAAGCAGUGCUGUGAUCCGAUACCCUGCCCCGCUCCUCUCCACGUCCAUCCAACGAUGCAGAAGAGUUUGGUCUGCUCAAGGACACCCCUCCCGGGCAGCAGAGAUUAAAAGGAGAGAAGGACCAGCUGGUAUCUCACUUUGGGGAGCUCCAGAAUGAGCCAGAUGACAAACGGAGCGGCGUGCCGGGCCUGCGAGCUGCUGCACGAGUAAUAGGCUGAAGAUCACACUGCCUGUGGCCCACAAUCCGGUUCCCCGCUGCCUGUGUCCCUUCGUGCCAGGAUCUGCUGCGCCGCUGGGCCAUGGAGGAGCGGGUGCAGGAGGAGAUGCCGUCAACCCAGCGCACAGGAGGCCACCACCCCGUGAGGGAAGGAGAGGUGCUCAACACACGAUACCAGGCUCUGCGCAAGCUGGGCUGUGGCGCCUUUGCCACCGUCUGGCUGUGCCAGGACAUGAGGAGGAAGAAACACGUAGCUGUGAAAGUCCUGAGAAGCAGGGAGAGCUUUGCUGAGGCUGCCCAGGAUGAGGUCGCUCUCCUGCGCUGUGUGAGCAGUAUGAAGAAGAAGGACCAGGCAGGAGAAAAUAUUGUCUGUUUGCUAGACGACUUCAGAAUGAUUGGAGAGAACGGCUUCCAUGCAUGCUUGGUAUUUGAGGCGCUGGGUCCUUCCCUGAGAUGUCUGAUGGGUAACUACACUGCCCAGGGACUGCCUCUGCCUUUUGUGAAGAAGUCUUUGCAGCAGGUGCUGGCAGGGCUGCACUUCCUGCACAAGCGCUGCCGCAUCAUCCACGCCGACAUCAAACCGGAGAACGUCUUGCUGUACGGACGUGACAAAAGCCUCCAAAGGCUUCUGCCCGAUGCGUUCGACUGCGGCCAGAGAACAGAUUUGAGGCUAAAGGGACCAGGUGGUGAUCUUGGCAAUCGAUUGGAAGAAUGUGAUUUAAUGAGCAUAGAAGUGAAAAUUGCAGACCUGGGCAGUGCGUGCUGGACAUACAAGCCUUUUUCCAAGGAGAUACAGACCCAGCCAUACCGUGCUCUGGAGGUGCUGCUUGGAUUAGACUAUGGCACUCCUGCAGAUAUCUGGAGCACCGGCUGCCUGGCAUUUGAAAUGGCAACUGGGGAGUGUCUAUUUGAUCCUCAACCUGGGAAAUAUUUCUCCAGAGAUGAUGAUCAUGUUGCUCGUAUUAUUGAACUCCUGGGAAGAAUUCCUCCUCAAAUUGCUCUCUCCUGGAACAAGUCAACAAAAUUCUUCAGCAGGCCAGGUGCUCUUCUGCGGAUCUCCAGGCUUUCCCCCCGCAGCCUCCACAGCAUCCUGGCGGAGAGACACAAGUGGACAAAAGACGAGGUUACUCCCUUCCCCGCCUUCCUGCUGCCCGCGCUGCAGUACUCGCCCCAGCGCCGCGCCACAGCCGCCCAGUGCCUGCAGCACGCCUGGCUCAGCGCCCCGUGACCGGCCCCGCGGGGAGAGGAGGGGGGAGGAGAAACCGACGACCCGGAGCUCCCCCGGGCCCCGCCGCAGCCACCGGGACCGCCCUCCCGGGUGUCGGCGGCCCCGGGCCGGCUGCCAUGGCGGCGGCGGCGGCGGGGGGGGCUGCGGGCGCUGCGCACAAGAUGGCGGCGGGGCCGGGCCGCCCCUCAGGCGUCGGCGGCUUCUCGGGCCUCCCGAGCGACCCCCGGAGCCGCCUCCAGCCGGAUUCCGCGGCUCCUCCCGCGCUCGGGCUCCGUUCGCCUUCCUUAAAAACGUCCCUUUAGUUCGUCUAGUCCGCACGCGGCGUUAAUUGGAAGCAGUAAUUAACGUCCUACG
Molecule: messenger RNA, 1897 nt
Organism: Calidris pugnax (ruff)
Lineage: Eukaryota; Metazoa; Chordata; Aves; Charadriiformes; Scolopacidae
Product: SRSF protein kinase 3-like
Exons: 12
Coding region: 398-1543 (381 amino acids)
Biological process (GO): spliceosomal complex assembly; regulation of mRNA processing; protein phosphorylation
Molecular function (GO): ATP binding; protein kinase activity
Source: RefSeq, a predicted model, not a curated record